AUGUUUUUUCUUGUUUCAGGUCGAAGUCAUGACAAAUCCUUCAUACUGUUUCGCCUAGGCAAAAAGUCAUCAGCUGGAGUGAAGUCCUUCGCCGAAACUGGAAGGAGCGACAUUCUGGAACAGCAAUCUCAAGGCGAAGGCGGAAUUUACGAUGAAUUUAACGCACCGCCGAUCAAUUCCGGUGUAGGCAGGACUGAAGCUGAAUUUUUCGUCGAUGGAAAUCAUUCUAGGGUGUCUCUAAUGAGUAGAAUAGUCCCAUCGCCUGACUGGUUCAUUGGAAUCGACAGUUUCGACCUUUGCGUCAACGGUAAUUGGCUGGACAGCAUAACGGUCGAGGUGGAUCCUAUCGAUGCCGGAACAGAUAACGGGUUCACGUUUACCGCUCCUAAUUGGCCCACGGAACCUCAGGGGGAAGCUUACAGGAUCACCGCUCAAUAUCCUGCUCAUCCUGCGGGAUCGUUUUUCUAUCCUUAUUUGAAACGAUUACCUCCGAUAGCGACUUUCCAGUUUAUCAAAGUUAAAGAAUACGAACUUUCCGAAGUGUUCCAUCACUCGGAAGACGACAGAAAGUACGAAGUACUGAAAAUGGAACAUUUGUCGGCUAGAAAUGGCGACAUAGAAUCGACGGACAACAACGAUAUUCAGGUGGCCAUCGAGGAAGAACGUCAAGAGCAAGAAAUCCAUCAGAAAUCCAGACCCAAACCGAGAACAAAGACGAAUAAUUAUUAUUCGGCUAGUAAUUAUUACAAACAAUUCGCCUUAUCUACACCAACUAGUACUAGUACUAGUUCGAAUCAGUUUUACAGUACCGAUGGGAACAGUUUAAGUAAUUCAUUGCAUCCGAACGACGUUCCGGUAACGUCCCCGGCUGGAUUUCCGGCUGUGGUUCCACGCGGCAACAAGGAAGCUAUACUGAGCAGUAUUGCUGAUUCGUAUUUGAGCAAACAAGACGCGCAGCCGCAGAAAAAGUACAAGAAGUUUAAGAAGACGUCGAGGAAAUAUCGUCCGCCUCGUGACUGUAGAGUGACGGAAUGGUCCGACUGGAGCCAGUGCAGUAAAUCGUGCGGUAUCGGCGAGAUGCAGCGCAAGCGCGAAAUAGUGAAACACGCGAGACGAGGCGGUCGGCUAUGUCCGGCCCUGACCGAAACCAAAUGGUGCGGAAGCGCCCGAUCGUGUAACAAAGAAUAUUUCAGUUGGUAAUUGAUCGUCACCCAAAAAACAAUUAGAUGUCAACUUGAAUACAUAUCGUAUGUCGUCUGAUGUGGUGCCAACACAACAAAACCAAAAAAAAAUUGACCAGUCCCUGUAUAUUCUAUAUGAGGUUCCAGCGAAAAAAAAAAAAACAUUUAUUAAAAAAAAGAGUAUUCGACUGAUAUAUUUGCUAAAUACGGUGUGGUGUUUUUUCUUGUGUCCGUUAAUUUUUUGGUAGAGACUAUACAUAUAUCGGAUAAAUGUUUCUAUGAUAGAUAGAUUUGUUAAAAAGAAUUCUUCCAAAUUUUUCGUUUUAUAAGUAGACAAUCAAAUAAUAAUCUAGGGGUAUCAAAACUGUCAACAGUGUCAGCCCUCAUUAACAUUUCUUCUUCAUACAAAAAGUUCAGAUCAGGACUGGUCUUUAACCUAGAGUUUUUUUCCUCAAUGAGGAACUCACUAAUUUAUUUUUACUUUGUAUAAUAAUAAUUUUUUUUUAGUUAAUUCUUAGCCAAUUAGUUUAUUUAACACUUAAAUAACAUAUUUGCAAAAUUUACAUUGGGACAAUAAAGUGCUCAUCAUUGAUACCAAAAAAUAAGUUUGGGUGGAUGCAAGUUUGCAUCCAUCAACAAAGUAGUCUUUGCUGAUAUUAACAAAUUUUUAUAUAACUUUAAUGUAAAAUAUUAUAAAUGUAACAAUUGUGUAUAAAAAUACUGACUCUUCGUACUUCGUACUAAUGAUAAUUUGUUAAUUGUAUUUUGUUCGAGUGAUAAAUUCGAUAAAAAGUUUAAAAAACAUAUCAAACAAAC
Molecule: messenger RNA, 1997 nt
Organism: Ceutorhynchus assimilis (cabbage seed weevil)
Lineage: Eukaryota; Metazoa; Arthropoda; Insecta; Coleoptera; Curculionidae
Source: the annotation of a GenBank genome assembly